Vigna unguiculata (cowpea) is the source of this 711-nucleotide messenger RNA. The record is from RefSeq and is a predicted model, not a curated record. NCBI's taxonomy places the organism in Eukaryota, Viridiplantae, Streptophyta, Magnoliopsida, Fabales, Fabaceae.
AUGGUGAUGAAGAGCAAGAAGAUUAAGAGUAAGAGGGUUUCGUUGAAGAAGAAGUACAAGGUGAUACGGAAGGUGAAAGAGCACAAUAGAAAAAAAGGGAAGGAAGCGAAGAAGCUUAGGCUGAGUGGGAAAAAUAAGGUUGAGAAGGAUCCUGGUAUUCCCAACAAUUGGCCUUUUAAGGAACAUGAACUCAAAGCCCUUGAAGCUCGAAGGACGAAGGCCAUUGAGGAAUUGGAGCAAAAGAAAGUCGAACGCAAGGAGAGGGCUCGUAAAAGGAAAUUGGGCUUGCUAGAGGAGGAAUAUGACUCUAAGUUGAACAGGAACUCAAAGCCCUUGAAGCUCGAAGGACGAAGGCCAUUGAGGAAUUGGAGCAAAAGAAAGCCGAACGCAAGGAGAGAGAGUAAGAGUAAGAGGGUUUCGUUGAAGAAUAAGUACAAGGUGAUACGGAAGGUGAAAGAGCACAACAGAAAAAAAGCGAAGGAAGCGAAGAAGCUUAGGCUGAGUGGGAAAAAUAAGGUUGAGAAGGAUCCUGGUAUUCCCAACAAUUGGCCUUUUAAGGAACAGGAACUCAAAGCCCUUGAGGCUCGAAGAACGAAGGCCAUUGAGGAAUUGGAGCAAAAGAAAGUCGAACGCAAGGAGAGGUUAGGAACUUACUAUUCAUUACUUUUCAGGCUCGUAAAAGAAAUUGGGCUUGCUAGAGGAGGAAGAUGA